ACACACACCCUGUCUGUCUGUCUUGUUGCUCGGGUGUCCACACCACACAGCUCACACUCGUCUUCCUGCUCAUCUUCACGUUGAUGCCGCUGAACUCUGAGUCAGGCCAAUGAGGUACACGUUUAAGUCGGAUGACUGCAUGGUCAUCACCAUCCCGCUGGCCAAUCUGAGGAGCGCUCGGGACGGUCAGCUGAUGCCUGAGAAGUUCUCCUGUGUGUUUAAGGACAUGUACAAGGUCUUCCUGAGGGGACGACCCAAAAGCCUGGGGGCGGCACAGAUCACCACUGGCGUCUUCAUCCUGUGUUUGGGAGCGAUCAUCAUCAGCUACUUCGGCAGUGAACACGCCAUCCACAUCAUCCCCAGCUCCGUGUUUAUAGGGUGUGGAAUUCUAACCUAUGCAGCAGGACACUCCCCGCUGAUGCCUGUGAUGAAAAUGUCCUUUAUCUUCAACAUCAUCGGUCUGUUCUGGGCCAUCGCUGCUCUUGCUAUAUGUCCACUGACACCUUUUACCUCGGCUAAACCGGAGCAUAAUAAGAUGUAUAUCGGGUUAAAGGGAGUUCUGGUAGUGCUGCACGCUCUUCAGUUCAUCCUGGCUGCAGUGAUGAUCUUCUGGGAGAGUAAAGCCGUGUGCAGAACCCAUUUCAACACCCUGCCCAUGAUCACUCUGAAGCAGGACCAGUGAGCGGUGAAGAACAUCACACGCAGAACCGGACAAGAUAAUAAAAACUCAAACCAUUAAAUAGAGUAUAGACUAACCCACUGUUGUAUCAGCUAGUGAGUUUAUGUUUAUACACUGUAUACUGUAUAUAUAUACUCUUUAUGUACAAUCUUUACUAUUAAUGCCUAUAAAACAUUUGAUCAUUUUCUUUAUUCAUGUCUCAAUUCUUCAUAUACUGUAAUUUAGAUUUAAAGGCUUAUUAUUUCUGUAUUCUUCUUUCAUCUAAAUGUAUCAACCACUGUUGCCUCUGAAAUAUCUUCUGAUCUGUUAAUGAUGUCAUUAUGUACCAGUGGGAGGAGCCAAACUAUAAUAUGGAAAUGUAUAAAAAAUAUACCAAUAAUAUAAUGAAUUUAGUUUAUUUCUCUUUUCUCUAUUGAUUAUAUCACUGUCAUUGAAGUCAUUGCAUCUGAUGAAGCUAAGAAUGUAUACAUGCUUAUUCUGUUAAUGUCUGAAAAUAAAUAUAUAAAUAUAAAUAUAACAGACACAUUACUCGCAUUUCAUUGGAUAAUACAUACAAUAAAAAGCUUAUGAAAUAUGUUUCCAAUACAAACUGCACUUCGAAGUCUCUAAAUACAUUCCAAUUCAAUCUCACUAGGGAAAAAAACACAACGCAUCCAGCAAGAACAAAAAAUUUAAUAUUUAAAAUAUAUUUAUUUUAUACAUUGUUAAAAACAUUCAUGAGGGAUCUGUCUCUUGGCUAUCUGGGCCAUGCUAACGCAACAGUAGCGAUGUCAGGCAAAGCUCUUAGUCAGCGUGCUAACACAAUGAUAGCAAUAUGGGAACUAGCCUGGUCACUGGUGUACU
This is a messenger RNA of Astyanax mexicanus (Mexican tetra), 1522 nucleotides long. RefSeq names its product membrane-spanning 4-domains subfamily A member 4D. Gene Ontology annotation, cellular component: membrane. NCBI's taxonomy places the organism in Eukaryota, Metazoa, Chordata, Actinopteri, Characiformes, Acestrorhamphidae. The record is from RefSeq and is a predicted model, not a curated record. The transcript is spliced from 7 exons. The coding region runs from base 110 to 682 and encodes 190 amino acids.